AAGGUCGCGCGCGCCUUGCUGGACAACAAACGCUCACGCAAGAUCCGACCCCCGAGCACACAUGCAAAGCACGUCCACUCCCCAUGCGGUACGCCAAGUCACCGAAGUGUGGCAUGGCCUUGCUAGUCUCGCGCUUCGUUCUCGGUGUCAAUCCCGUCAUACCGCUGACGGAGCGAUUGGCCAACAAACUUAGGAGGCGAGCCUUAUCCAGCCAGACUCAGCGUGCUCCAGGUCCCAGAACAGAAUCACUGACAUUGAACUUGAUGACACUUUCCUGCUCUGGUCGGGUCAUUGAGCUGCAACUCUGCCCACUGAUCGGUCAAUGCAGCGGCAAUGACGCGCAGAUCAAGGCGAUCCGGUCAGAGACACAGGUGAGGCCCUCGACGUGCAAGCGCAGCCAUUCGGAGGGUCAACAAAGCGUGUUGCAUAGUGUCAUGCGUAAUGUGCGACAGCUCAUCUUCUAAGCCAACAAGAUGUUACAGGUCCGAGUGCUGACAAGAAAAGUCGACAUUCGCGUGAUGGAAGACGUGAUGGGAGUGAUAACAUGCAGUGAAGCCGAGUAGAUCACUUCAACUUCUUCUUGACACUGUG
Messenger RNA from Ceraceosorus guamensis, 591 nucleotides. RefSeq lists its product as hypothetical. Lineage: Eukaryota; Fungi; Basidiomycota; Exobasidiomycetes; Ceraceosorales; Ceraceosoraceae. Bases 84 to 464 code for a protein of 126 amino acids. The record is from RefSeq and is a predicted model, not a curated record. The transcript has a single exon.